AUGUGCCGCCACAUCCAGCCCGUCGGUCUCUGCCAGCACAAGCUGGUCAAGAAGUUUCACUAUGAGCCGCAAGACCCCAGACGCUGCGCAAAGGCUCGCCUGACGAGCAACAAGCUCCACGGGACGGGCGAGGGCGCGGUGCGGUGCGAGCCGCCCGAGGUGGUGGAGGAAUUUCCCCGGGCCGUCUGCGCAGAGCCGGCGUGCUGGAUCAACACGAUGCUCCAGCAGCCCGAGGGCUGGCUCUGCUGCCAGUGCCUCUCUCACGCGCGGCCGGGGCGCAAGCGGUGCUCCGACCGAUGGUGCAAGCACCCUGCCUGCGUGAGGUGUGAGCCUCACAGCACCGUCAACAGCAGGUAUUAG
This is a messenger RNA of Akanthomyces muscarius, 360 nucleotides long. RefSeq lists its product as uncharacterized. Bases 1 to 360 code for a protein of 119 amino acids. Lineage: Eukaryota; Fungi; Ascomycota; Sordariomycetes; Hypocreales; Cordycipitaceae. The transcript has a single exon. The record is from RefSeq and is a predicted model, not a curated record.